Molecule: messenger RNA, 329 nt
Organism: Dentiscutata erythropus
Lineage: Eukaryota; Fungi; Glomeromycota; Glomeromycetes; Diversisporales; Gigasporaceae
Source: the annotation of a GenBank genome assembly
AAUGAAUUCUGGACAAACGCACCUGAUCCCGAAAAAGACCGUGCUACACUUAAGAAUUUAUAUGAAGGAGGAAUGCUGAAUGUAUCGUCACAGAACUUAACUAUUAAGACAUUUUGGGACUGCUUUCGUGAUAGUUAUGAUGCCAAUUUUAGAGGAGCAGACGGUAAAGUGCGUAUACUAUCAAUAAUUGCAGAAAAAUUUACAUAUCAAGAAAUAAUGAAUGAAUUAACAGUAUCUCCUAAUACUAUUAAUGCGGCACGAAAAUUUUCUCGUAUUAAUGGGCCUGGGUGUGCUGCAUUAGAAAAGCCCACAAUUACUCGUUCAAAAAU